Molecule: messenger RNA, 2434 nt
Organism: Suillus subaureus
Lineage: Eukaryota; Fungi; Basidiomycota; Agaricomycetes; Boletales; Suillaceae
Product: DNA ligase/mRNA capping enzyme
Exons: 13
Coding region: 74-2371 (765 amino acids)
Biological process (GO): nucleotide-excision repair, DNA gap filling; double-strand break repair via nonhomologous end joining; DNA recombination
Cellular component (GO): DNA ligase IV complex
Molecular function (GO): DNA binding; ATP binding; DNA ligase (ATP) activity
Source: RefSeq, a predicted model, not a curated record
UGACAACUUCGAGUUUACUACGCGACGCGUUCGACUCUCACUCUACCCUUUCAGCCGUCGAAUCUUCCGUGUGAUGAUUGCUAACGAGCAAGCAAAGCAAAUUCCGUUUUCCCUGUUUGUUUCUCUGCUGCACCAAAUUGCCAAUGUUCCGGCACAUAAUAUAUCGUCCAGGAUCAACAAACAAGCUCCUGCUUGCCGUUCUCCCAUUGGCGUUCUUGCAAAAUGGGUCGAAAACCUUCAGAAUAACUAUUCACCCUUACCUCGGGAUACUACCACACACGUUCUCUGCCUUCUAUUUCCUGAAGAGGACUCACACAGAAAGUAUAACCUGCAAGAAGCAAGGCUAUCACAGCUCCUGCCAGACUGUCUGGAUACUUCUAUCUUUCCGCCUAUCUCUACUGCCCGUUUGAAACAGUGGAGUAAGCAACAGAGCUCAGGAUGUCUCGGCCAGGAAAUUUUUGCUUUACAAUCAUCAAAUGCCGAGUCACUCAUUGGACCAAAGAGUCUCCAGGAUAUUAACGUAUUGUUGGACGAACUGGCAUCUACCUCGGCGUUUUCUGACAAGACUCUCCACGCGGCUCAUUCGCUAUCGCCACCUCGGUCUAAAUCUGCUAUUCUGCGGUCGUUAUUCGAAUCUCUUCCUGCUCUCGAUGCUGCAUACCUCACGCAGAUCAUUCUGAAAGAUCUGAGACCCAUCCUAUACGCUCCCCCUGUCGCAUCCACCAGUCGUGCUCUUCUUGAAUACAACACGAAUAGCAAGUCGGUGUUGACAAAGGAGCAAUUCAUGAAGACUUGGGACCCAAGUGGCUCCAUGUUGAAGAUGUACCGAACACGUGCUAACAUAACCGAAGCGGCACUGUGCUUUGAGGCUGGAGGUGUGAUUUCACACCCAAGGCCGCGCUGGGGCGUUCCCGUUGAGAUACCGAAAUCUGCAAAGGGCCGGAGCCCGAUGCAUGCACUCAAUGUUCUCAGGCCAAGUAGUGCUAUCUGGGCGGAAACCAAGUAUGAUGGCGAGCGUGCACAGAUUCACGUACGAUUUCGCGGCCAAGGUGAUCCACAAAUCGUAAUUUUCAGUAAGAGCAAGAGGGACUCGACGCUGGACCGCAUUGCAGUACACCCUAUAAUCAUAGAGGCCCUUGCUGGCUAUAGUAUGGGAGACAUCAUACUCGAUGCGGAGAUGGUUGCCUAUUCUGAUGAGCGGCACAAAAUAGAAGAGUUUUGGCACAUACGUGGCUUAAUAGCGCGCACUGCUGUGGGUGCCCGGGCAGGCGGAUAUCGAAGGGGUGAGACCCAGCACGAUUCGCGCACACAAGACUCUUGCCCUUCACUCCAUUCGAAUUCGUCAGCGGCCUCCACUUUGCACCUCGCACUCGUUUUUUUUGAUGUCUUGCAGGUGGGCGCAGCCUCUAUGUUGAAUGCACCAUAUUAUAUGCGCCGGUCACUACUUGAGAGUGUCAUCACCCCAGUUCCAGGGCGUUCUAUGUUGGCUGAGCGGGUAGUUGUCGUAGGCGGGAAAGUACAAGAGGUUGAAGGGCAAAAGAGACUGAGGAAAACAUGGGCCAAGCGUAUUACGGAAUGUGAGGAAGGGCUGGUGCUCAAGGCUUCAGAUAGCACCUAUGGAGAUUGGAAACUCCCCUGGGUCAAGCUGAAAAAGGACUACAUCCCUGGGUAUGGAGAUACUAUAGACCUCGUCGUAAUUGCUGCUACUUGGGAGAAAGACAGAGCUAGAGAGCUGAGAGUGCCGCCAUCGACUCUAACUACUUUCUACAUUGCCGUCCUAAGCAACUCGUCGCAAAUGAACAUCGAUCCUGGUUGCAAACCUCACUUUGUUGCGUACUUUACUGCCUCAUAUGGUUUAUCCCGCGAGCAGCUUGAGGAAUUCAAUUUCUGGAUACGUGCAGACGCGGUUGAUGGACCCAAGCCGUCUAUUGAUGAAUUGUGCUACACGUACACUAUGUUCCAAAUGCUGCCAAGGCCAUCUGUGUUCGUUCGGAACCCGAUUCUGGUAGAGUUAUGUGGCGCAGGGUUCACCAAGGCGCCACAGAGUAAGUACUACGAGCUCCGCUUUCCACGCAUCACGAAGCUCUUCCGUCCAUCUGAGAGGUCCUAUAUGGAAUGCCUCACCCUCCGAGGCCUGCGAACUAUAGCUCUUGAGACGGUUGGGCGCGAGGCCCAUGAUGCUGCGAAGUAUAAGGACCUGGAUGAAUGGGGAAGAAGGUUGUGGGGAAAGCUGGGAGACGAAACUGUCGAGGAGCAAAGAAGAGAGCUCAAAAGACAACGGUUCAUUGCAUGCUGGGAGGAGAAGCUGGCAAACGUUGAUCGUGAAAGGUGUAGGAAGAGAAGGAAAGAGGAUCUGGAGAUGUCCCUAUAGGCAGUUGACGUACCAUACAGAUGUAUUAUCUAUGUAACAAUCUUAUACAUUGACUAGCGGCAA